AUGGGCUCAUCAACUCCCUCAGCACAAUUUACACGUCAAACAAUCGAAGGAACGAUUAAAACAUUUUUUACUAAUUCUGAAACUGGUCUCAGUCAUAAUGAAGUCGAAUACAAACGAAAGUCGUGUGGUUAUAACGAAUUUGAUGUUGAAGAAGGAGAUCAUCCUUUCAUCAAGUUUAUCAAACAAUUUGUUGAAAAUCCACUUAUUUUACUACUUCUUGCAUCAGCAAUUGUUUCCUUGUUAAUGGGAAACAAAGAUGAUGCCUUCUCAGUACUUUUGGCUGUUGUCAUUGUAACUACAGUUGGAUUUAUACAAGAAUAUCGAUCUGAAAAGUCUUUAGAAGCUUUGGAUAAAUUGGUUCCUCAUAACUGUCAUGUAAUUCGUGAUAGUAAAAUUUGUACAAUCUCAGCCAGAGAAUUAGUCCCUGGUGAUAUUGUAAGCUUCGGUAUUGGCGAUAGAAUCCCAGCAGACUUGCGUAUCAUCUCUGCAGUAAAUUUAGAAAUUGAUGAAUCUAAUUUGACAGGUGAAGCUAAACCUCGAGAAAAAACCAUCAAUGAGAUUUCACUACACAACGGUCAUAUCGAAUUGUCUAUUCAAGAAAGAAAAAACAUUGCAUUUAUGGGAACUUUGGUUAAAAAUGGUCAUGGAAAAGGCGUAGUAGUUGGAAUAGGUAUACAGACUGAAUUUGGAGUUGUAUUUUCUAUGGUUAAAGAGGCAGAAAGACCUAAAACUCCAUUUCAAAUAAGCAUGGAUGAUCUUGGUAAAAAAUUAUCAUAUUUAUCAGGCUUUAUAAUUUUGAUAAGUGUAAUUAGCGGAAUCGUUCAAGGGCAUAAAUGGUUAGAUAUGUUUACUAUUGGAGUGAGUUUAGCUGUAGCUGCAAUACCGGAAGGUCUUCCUAUUGUGGUAGCUGUUACUUUAGGUUUAGGUGUUCUUAGAAUGGCAAGAAAACAUGCAAUUAUUAAGAAAUUGCCAUCUGUAGAAACACUUGGAUCAGUUAAUGUGAUUUGUGUAGAUAAGACUGGUACUCUAACUGAAAAUAUAAUGACUGUCACAAAAAUUUCCACAUUAGAUGAAGAAUCAAUAUUUGAUUUGGAACAUGGCAUGCCAUCUAAAACCAGUCAUGCUAUGAAAGAAGUAUUGAAAAUAGGUGGAAUAUGUAAUAAUGGUCGUAUUGAAAAGGACGGCAAAACUUUUGGACAAGCUACUGAUGUUGCAUUAUUAGAUGCUGUAGUCAAGUUUGGAAUGGAAGAUUUGUUAAAGGAUUAUGAAAGGGUUUCAGAGAUUCCUUUUAAUUCAGAACAGAAAUGGAUGUCAAUAACCUGUAGAAAAAUCAAUUCCGACUCAAAAACUAAUACUAUAUUUUUCAAGGGUUCAAUAGAAGCAGUUUUGGCAAGAUGUAAUUCUUAUUAUAUAUCAGAGUCAAACCGCCCACCAUUAGAUGAUUCAGCUAAAAAUAAAAUAAAUCUUCAUGUUAGUACCAUGUCUUCUCAAGGGCUACGUAUCCUUGGUAUGGCAUUUGGAACUGAAAUAGGAAAACUGACUUAUGCAGGUUGUGUGGCUAUGUAUGAUCCGCCAAGAAAAGGUGUUGAUAAAGCAGUUAAGGAUUUGAUUAGAGGUGGCGUAAAAGUUGUAAUGAUUACAGGAGAUUCGGAUCAAACUGCACUUUCUAUUGCAAGAAAACUGGGUAUCCCAGUUAAUGCGCCAUUAAGAUCAAGUUGUCUGACGGGAAAUGAUAUUGAGUCAUUAUCAGAGCUACAAUUAAAAGAAAUUAUUAAUAACGUUUCUGUUUUUGCAAGAACUGCACCAAAGCAUAAAAUGGCGAUUGUUCAAGCAUUACAAUCAGUAGGAGCUGUUGUGGCCAUGACUGGUGAUGGAGUAAAUGAUGCACCAGCUUUGAAAAUAGCAGAUAUUGGAAUAUCAAUGGGGAAAAGUGGUACUGAUGUUGCAAGAGAGGCAGCGGAUAUUAUUUUGGUCAACGAUGAAUUCAAUACUAUUCUAGAUGCAGUAAAAGAAGGGAAAUCAAUUUUUUAUAAUAUAAGAAAUUUUUUAACGUUCCAAUUAAGUACCAGUAUAGCUGCCCUAUCAUUAAUAGCCAUUUCUACAAUUUCUGGAUUGCCUAAUCCUUUAAAUGCUAUGCAAAUUUUAUGGAUUAAUAUUCUUAUGGAUGGACCACCGGCACAAUCAUUAGGAGUUGAGCCAAUUGAUGAAGACAUAAUGAAUAAGCCACCAAGAAAAAAAAAUUCGUCUAUUCUUAAUUCAGAUCUAAUAACGAGAGUGCUGUUUUCAGCUGCGAUUAUUGUAAUAGGAACUUUAUUCACAUAUAUUACUGAGAUGCGAGAUGGAAAAGUAACAGCUAGAGACACUACAAUGACAUUUACUUGUUUUGUGCUAUUUGACAUGUUUAAUGCUUUAUCUUGUAGAUCAGAAAAGAAAUCAAUAUUUAAAAUAGGGCUCUUAUCUAAUUCAAUGUUUAAUCUUGCAGUCUUUGGAUCACUUGUUGGGCAGAUGUUUGUGAUCUAUGUACCAUUUUUCCAAUCAAUAUUUCAAACAGAAGCUCUAACCAUAUAUGAUUUGACAUGGCUUUUUAUAAUAACAUCAUCUGUUUUCUUGUUUGAUGAAAUUCGUAAAUGGUACCGUAAUCAAAAACAAAACGAAGAAGAUAUGAUUGCAAAAUGGAGUUAUGAUGACAUGCAAAUUGACAGAACUGGCAUAAUCUGCGACACUCUCAUUCAACCAUUCAGCUCUGUACCAAGUCAAGCAGGGGAUCUUACAUCUCUUAUUAAUGUGCCAUUAACUCGAAAACUGCCUGUAUCCUUCUAUGAGGAGAUAAAGUUUCCCCAGCUUGCUGAUUUUAUUGAAACAAAAAAUGAUGAAUGUGGAAGUAACCUAUCAAAGCACAUUUCCCAUUUACUUACUGACAUAGCUGAAAAGCAAAAUUUAAAUAACACAUCAGAAGAUAUUGUACUUCUAUUUAAAGGUGAAGAGAAGGCUGAAUUUGCGGACUUUUCAAAAGCUAAGGAUGAACUUGAAGAAAAAUUCAAUAAGUUUGAUCCUAUGAACAAGGUUGCGUUUUUUGUAAUUGAUGGAUCACCAAACACAAAUCCACCAAGCCGUUUAGUUGCACUUUCAAAUCAAUUGGAUAUGAAUAAUCGCCGAGAUCAUGUUUCUAUCCUCUGUAUAGUGGUUAAUAUUGCACGCAUAAUGAGGACUGUAAGCAAUACUAUUCCCGAAAUGAUUGUUCCUCUUGGAAAACGGUUGGAAACUGAAAAAUCGAUGAUUACGAUUUUAGGUGACUCAGUAGAGAAAAGGGUCUCAGUGGAACAUCUUCCAUUUGCUGAAAAUUUGGAUGAUCGUCAUCCAAAGCUUGUUCAAGUAAAAGAAGACCCCAGCAUUAGUAGACAAGGAAUUUACAAAGUUGUGUUAGAAACACAAGGUCAUAUUUGUCGAUUGAGGAAUGAAGAUGAAGCACGUGCAAUGUCACGGAGUGUGCUCACUGGACUAAACUGGUUACAUAAAGGAGGUUAUGUUCAUUGUGACAUCCGAUUAUCAAAUAUUCACUUUAUUCCUGGUGCUGCAGAUUAUAAAUAUGUUCUUAUUGAUUUUGAACAUGCUAAUGUGGAUGGAUUAGUAAUGCCUGAAUGGUUGAAGGAUUGGGACAGUAAAACAUUCACAAAGCAUAAUAAGUAUACAGCACAAUCUGAUUUGUAUCAAUUUGGAAAGAUGCUUAGGAAUUUUAAUACAGUGAAUUCAGAAGCUGGAAAGAAAUUUUUAGACAGUUUGAGAGAUAAAAGCAUUAGUAUAGAAAAUGUACUUCAUCAUGAAUGGUCCAG
Molecule: messenger RNA, 3830 nt
Organism: Entrophospora sp. SA101
Lineage: Eukaryota; Fungi; Glomeromycota; Glomeromycetes; Entrophosporales; Entrophosporaceae
Source: the annotation of a GenBank genome assembly